UACACAUAAUGUAGACAUCUAACUGACCAAAUCAAUUCAUGUAAGGAUUUAACAUACCAGAAAAUUACUCUCAUUAAACACAUCUAAUUAAAUAUAGUAGUCCGUGCACCUAUAAAUUUAACUGGUAAAUUUAACUGGUGGGUGUUUUGCUUCCGCUCAUGUUAUUACUCAUUUCUGAGCAGCUGCGCAAAGCAACAUAAAUGAAGAGAGUUUCAAUGAAGAUGCUGGCGUUCUUCUUAGGCCUUUUCGUUCUUGCAUCUUUGUUGGGAAAGGGUUUGAUAGAGGCGCAAAUAAGCGCAGGACCAAACAAGGAGCAAUUGAUUGUGAGUGGGCAGGUCUGCAAGUCUCACGAUGACUGCAAAUCCAACGCUGCUAAUAAUGGCCGCCAUUUCUGUAUCAAAGACGUUGCUGGAUCUGAAACGGGUCAUUGUGUCGGAUUUGAUCCCGCCAUUGAGACUGAGCUGAAGAAAAAGAAGCCAAAGAAGGGUGGCUGCGGGUAUUGUGAAACUGACGAUGAUUGCACGGGCUGUCCAGCAGCAGCUUCUUGCGAAUUCAUGGAUUUGCUCUUCAUCUCGAUAUCUACUUUUCUUUUUUAUCCAUCUAAAAUAUUUUAUUCUCAAUUCAAACAAUUAAUAAUCAGGUUUACCUUUAUACUAUUGAUUGAUUUUGAGAUGAAAGGAGUGAUUAUUGAAUCUUUUAGAUUUACAUCAAUAAUCAAUAUUUAUGUAAGCAUAUAAGGGAGCAUUUGUGAUUUCUUCUACUUCAAAAAACACUAUUUUAAAG
Molecule: messenger RNA, 783 nt
Organism: Cuscuta epithymum
Lineage: Eukaryota; Viridiplantae; Streptophyta; Magnoliopsida; Solanales; Convolvulaceae
Source: the annotation of a GenBank genome assembly